Penaeus vannamei (Pacific white shrimp) is the source of this 909-nucleotide messenger RNA. Its product is annotated as glutathione S-transferase. NCBI's taxonomy places the organism in Eukaryota, Metazoa, Arthropoda, Malacostraca, Decapoda, Penaeidae. Gene Ontology annotation, biological process: glutathione metabolic process. Gene Ontology annotation, molecular function: glutathione transferase activity. The record is from RefSeq and is a predicted model, not a curated record.
CUGGGUUGCUGCGGCCGGAUGUCCAGUCCUCCUGUACUCCUCGAGUCGCGUCCUGAGCUCAGACCAUCCUCGCCGUCCACGGCCAACGCUCGGCGCCCUGCUGAUUGCGGCUCUGCUCUUAAGAAAGGUGAACGAUGACGUACCAGCUGAAAUACCUGUCGCUGCGGGCCCGAGGCGAGGCCGUCAGGUGGGUGCUCAAGGUGGCUGGAGUCACCUACACGGAGGAGACCAUCGACAUCUUCAGGGAGUGGCCCGGCCGGAAACACGAGUUCAAGUUCAGGAAGGUGCCAGAGCUGGUGGUCGACGGCAAGCCGCUCCAUCAGACCACCGUCAUCUGCAGGUUCCUAGGAGAGAGGCACGACCUGGCCUCGGGAGACCUUUGGACGACCACUCGGCAGAUGGAGGUUGUCGAGGCUCUGCACGACCUCGCAAACAGCAUGGCGAGCGCCUUGAUGGCCAGAGUGCAGGGAGACGAGGAGCGGCAGAAGGUGAUGGUAGGGCUGGCAGAGGCUCAAUUCCCAGUCGUCUUGAGCAACAUCGAAGAGAGGAUAACCAACAAAGGGUGGAUUCUCUCUCAGCAGAUGACGUGGGUUGACGUGUUCAUAGCAGCUUACCUGGAUGUGUACGAAAAUUACUUCCCAGGUGAAGUGGCCAAGUUUCCCCUCUGUGAGGCUCUCCGGCGCCGCGUCCAGGACAUGCCAGUUAUCAAAGCCUGGCGAGAGGAGAGGCCGCCGUGGCAUCCCUUUGAGGAUCCCCAGGGCUUGGUGGCGCCGAGCGGUGGCCCGCCAUAGAGCCUCCAUUUAUUCUCUGCGUUUUUAUUAGUUCCAUCGCAUUCAGGAUAUGACGAACCAGUUUGAUAUUCAUAACAGCCGAGGAAAAUGACAAUCUUGAUAUAUAUAUAUAUAUAUA